ACUGUACAGACAAGUCUCUCUCUCUCUCUCUCUCUCUCUUCCUCUGUGUUGAGACAAGAGUGACGCAAAGCUCCGUUCUUGUAAGAAGAUUUCUUCUCCUACUGUAAGGGCGCAAACCCAUUGUCAAGCCCAACCGAAAGAUCGAAUCUUUUUUUCCAACCAUGCAAAACCCGCCGCCGCCGUCGCCCACCGCAACCGCCGCAGCAACCGCCGCCGCCGCAACCGCCAAAGACCACCAUACCCGGACCACCCUCUUCAUCAUCCUCGCCGCCUCCUUCUUCUCCCUCCUCUUCAUCCUCUCCCUCUCCUCCUCCUCCUCCUCCUCCUCCGAGCCCUCCCAGCCUUCCUCCCGCCCUCCCCGGCCCGACCCGUUCCUCUUCCCCAACGCCCAGUCCCACCGCACCGUCUUCCCCACCGACCCCUCCUCCUCCUCCGCCUCCGACGACGGCGCCGACGCCGACGCCCCCCCGCCGCCCUCCGUCGCCUACUUCGUCUCCGGAUCCGCCGGCCACUCGGCCCGGAUCCUCCGCCUGCUCCGCGCCGUCUACCACCCCAGGAACCACUACCUCCUCCACCUCGACCGGUUCGCCCCCCAGGCCGACCGCGACGCCCUCGCCCUCGCCGUCCAGUCCAGCCCCAUCUUCCGCGCCGCCCAGAACGUGGACGUCCUCGGCCGGGCCGACUUCGCCUACCCGAAGGGGUCGUCCCCGAUCUCCGCCACUCUCCACGGGGCCUCGAUACUGCUCCGGCUCGCCCCACGCUGGGAUUGGUUCGUCAAUCUCAACGCUCUUGAUUACCCGCUCGUUACUCAAGAUGAUCUGCUUCACAUACUGUCCUACUUACCCAAGGAUCUGAAUUUUGUGAACCACACCAGUUACAUUGGAUGGAGAGAGUCUAGGAAGUUGAGACCGAUCAUUGUCGAUCCGGGUCUUUAUCUCUUGGAGAAGACUGAAAUGUUCUACGCCAGUCAGAAGCGCGGUUUGCCUAAUGCAUACCAGCUCUUCUCAGGUUCAACCUUUGGAAUUUUAAGCCGUAACUUCAUCGAGCACUGCAUCCUAGGAACUGAUAACCUCCCCAGGACUCUCCUCAUGUAUUUGUCAAACACGCCUUCGUCCCUUUCAAACUACUUCCCCACCAUACUAUGCAAUUCUCAUCAAUUCAAUCGUACCGUUGUAAAUACUAACUUACAAUACACUUCUAACAAAUCCAUGAAGGGGGAAUAUCCUGAACUAGAUUCGAAUGACUUUGACAAUAUGAUAAAGAGUGGAGCGGCCUUUGCCUCCUCAUUCCCAAUGGAUGAAUCGGUUCUUGACCGGAUUGACCGAGAGAUUUUGGGGCGCUAUCCCGACAAAGUGGCACCUGGCGGGUGGUGCUUGGGUGAAUCUAGAAACGACACCUGCUCAAUUUGGGGAGAUGCUGAUGUAUUGAGGCCCGGACCUGGAGCAAGAAGACUGGAGAAGUUUUUAGUCAACUUCUUGUCCAACGGUACUGUUCUGUCUCAGCAGUGUGUGGUGCUCGAUUGACACAGUCCCACUUGUAGAAGUUGUCGGAAGAACCUUGGGGGCCAAAUUUUCGUGACCGAGAUUCCUCAAUCUGCUGAUUCUUUUUAGCUAGCAGUCAUGGCCAUCGGGGUUUGGCCAAGAUUGGUGACAUCAAUUAACAAGGCAUUACUACAUGAAAGGAUGGUUGUGGCCAACCUCAUUUAGUGGGAAAAGGAUUGGUUUUUAUUCUUGUGAUGUGAAAUUCCACUUGUUCCGCUGCCAGUGCUGACCAGUUCAGCCCGUUGGAGGUGGAUUGCUGUGCAGAUGUUCUGAUCCAAGGAAUGAGGAACAUGGUGAGCUACGGUUUGCCAUUUUCAUACUUGGGUGCUUUGCUAUGAGAGAUUUAAAUUUGGAACAUCCUUGUAAAGUUAACAUGAAGCAUUUGGAUGAAGAUUGGUUGCUUGCAAGAAUGGGCUCUCUUUUCCA
This is a messenger RNA of Syzygium oleosum, 1967 nucleotides long. RefSeq names its product beta-glucuronosyltransferase GlcAT14B. Lineage: Eukaryota; Viridiplantae; Streptophyta; Magnoliopsida; Myrtales; Myrtaceae. Bases 162 to 1523 code for a protein of 453 amino acids. The record is from RefSeq and is a predicted model, not a curated record. Gene Ontology annotation, cellular component: membrane. Gene Ontology annotation, molecular function: glucuronosyltransferase activity. The transcript is spliced from 4 exons.